AUGUAAAAAAAGAGACUCAGAUAAUUACAGCUUGAUCAACCUAACACAAGAAAAUAAAGCUCUGCCUAUAGUAAAUUUUAUGAUGAAAAAUUCGUUCUUUAUAAAUAAAAAUAUGCAAACAGAACUAAAGAAGAAAUUAUCAAUUUGGUUAAUCUAGAGUGGAAAAAGAAAGAGAAACUAAAUUAAUAGAAGUACUUCUAACAUAAUGGGUUUGUCGAGAUAAAUGAUAAUAAUGAAAAAGUCCCUGUACCUUAACCUCCUCCACCAAUUAUGAUCAUGUUUUAUAAUUUAUAAUGUCUCAAAGUUUCCAAAAACAAAUGAAGUAGCAUCUUGAGAUUACCCACCCAGAGUAUAAUGGUAUUUAGAUUGAUCGUACAAUUAAAAUUGAAUGGGGUUCAAAUGCAGUCUUGAAAGAGAAAGCAGCCGAGGAAUAUAAAAAGUUGAGACAAGUUAAUUAGUAUAAAAUAUGUUUAGGAAUUUGAAAACCAAAAGAAAGAAUUUAUCAUUAAAUAUGGUUUCUGGCCAUAGUAUAAAAAGCACUAAGGUGAGUAAAUAUAAUAGAUCCCAUAAUCCAACUUGUAGGCAAAUCCAUUGGCUAACUUGCUCAAAAAAAAAGUUAAAUAAGAAUGAAAUUAAUCAAAAUGAGUUUAAUAAAAUACAACAAACUACUUGCAAU
Molecule: messenger RNA, 676 nt
Organism: Paramecium sonneborni
Lineage: Eukaryota; Ciliophora; Oligohymenophorea; Peniculida; Parameciidae
Source: the annotation of a GenBank genome assembly